Messenger RNA from Contarinia nasturtii (swede midge), 2063 nucleotides. RefSeq names its product venom carboxylesterase-6. NCBI's taxonomy places the organism in Eukaryota, Metazoa, Arthropoda, Insecta, Diptera, Cecidomyiidae. The transcript is spliced from 10 exons. The coding region runs from base 218 to 1972 and encodes 584 amino acids. The record is from RefSeq and is a predicted model, not a curated record.
UGUCGGUUGGUCGCACUUUUUAAUAGCGUCCAAGUCCAUUCUCUAUGGACGUUUUUGUACAUUUUUACGUCUAACAUUAUAUUUUAUUAUUGUGUAUUUAUUACAACAUAAAAUACCAUAGUACAACAUAGAAAUUAGCGAAACCAAAUUGCUAGAGUUAAAAUAUAUGAAAACUAUUUAAUUUUAACGUAAUUCAAGUUUUAAAAGUGACCCAAAGAUGAAUGUACGAUUGUCGGUUUGGUUUGUGUGUUUUAUUGUGAUUUUUAGUAUUAUUAGUUCAAUAUCCGCUCGUACAUCGAAUGAAUUACGAAUCACGUUGCCAAAUGGUAGUAAAUUAGUUGGAAGACAAUUACGAUCGCAUGAAGGAAGACCGAUAAAAGCAUUCUUGGGAAUUCCCUAUGCUAAGCCACCAGUUGGUCAUCUUCGUUUCAAAGCGCCAGAACCAGCCGAGAAGUGGGAAGGUGAAUUUUUUGCCGUCAAAGAUGGUCCAAUUUGUGUGCAAAGAGAUCCAUUCCGCCGCAAUCAUGAAAUAGAAGGAAGCGAAAAUUGCCUAGCGUUAAACGUUUAUACACCACAUUCGUACGAUCGAAAUAAAACUAGUAAUCUACCUGUGAUGGUAUUCUUUCACGGUGGUGGCUUUCAAUGUGGUUCGGGAAUCCGACCAUUCUACGGACCCGAUUAUUUGCUGGAUUAUGAUGUUAUUUAUAUUGGAGCCAAUUUCCGUCUCGGACCACUCGGAUUUUUGAGCUCAGAACAAGAGGAUUGCCCGGGCAAUUUCGGUUUGAAAGAUCAAGUUUUGGUGUUGAAGUGGAUUCAAAACAAUAUCAAAGCAUUUGGUGGUGAUCCUGCAAGUGUAACAGUUUUCGGGGAGAGUGCUGGUGGGGCGAGUGCAACGUAUUUGAUGAUGUCACCAUUAGCAAAAGGCUUAUUCUCCAAAGCGAUUGCACAAUCCGGAACAAAUUUAGCAGCUUGGUCACAACCAGCUCAUAAAGGUGUUGCCAGGAGUCGCGCAAUUAAAUUGGCUGAGUCAUUCAAAUGCUAUACACCACAAAGUUGGCCAAAGACAUUAGACUGCCUCCGAUCAGUUUCGGCUGAAAAUGUUACAGCAGCAUUCUAUGAUUUCUUCAUGUGGGACACUGACCCGAUGAUACCUUUUCCACCCGUGGUUGAACCAGAUAUACCUGGAGCAUUUAUUACAAAACAUCCUCGUGAUGAUGGUCACAAUGAAAAUUCAUUGAAAAUUCCAUUUAUGACGGGUUUAACCUUUGACGAAGGCGCCAUGAAAUCAGCUCCUCUGUUUAAUUUACCUGGAUUAUUCGAUGACUUCAGUACAAAUCUCAGUUCAGUAUUACCAAUUGCAUUAAAUUAUGAUCACCACGAAACACUCGUUCAAGAAUGGAUAACGAGGAAAAUCAAUGAAUAUUAUUUCGCAAAUGAUUUAUCGAGAGAAAAGCAGAAAAAUGUCACAAAUUUGUUCACAGAUGGCUGGUUUUUAGAAGCGAUGGAUCAAUAUUUGGAAUUACGACUUUCACAUGAAAAUAUUGCGCCAACAUAUGUGUAUUUAUUCACACACAAAGGAUCAGCCAGUUUCACCGAAAUAUUUAAAGGUGGACAAGAGAAUUAUUGGGGAGUUAGUCAUGCUGAAGAGCUGCAAUAUCUAUUCCCAAUUGCUGAUGGACUGUUCAUCAGUGCACUUCCGACGAAAGAGGAUGAGGAAAUUCGAAAAGCAAUCACUCAACUAUGGGUUAAUUUUGCCAGUACUGGAAAUCCAACACCUGACUCAAGCGAUUUACCGAAAUGGGAAGAAGCUAAUGGAUUCCCAUUAAAAUAUUACCGCAUUGGAAACUCAAACCACAAUGGAAAAUCAUUGAUUGGCAUGGAGAUUGACGGAAUUUUCCACGAUCGUGCUAACUUCUGGAGACAGAUCGGUGCACACUUACCAACACGAAUUUUUGAAAAAGAUGAAUUGUGAACGAAUUAGAAUAUUUGUACCGUUUAGUUUGAAAUAAUUGAUUGUGUUGUUGAAUAAAAAAUUGGGAAUUUUGCCUUGUGAGACUUGAAAA